AGAAGCAAAUAUGUCUGGACGUGGAAAAGGUGGAAAAAUUAAAGGAAAAGCAAAAUCUCGAUCGAAUAGAGCGGGUUUGCAAUUUCCUGUUGGCCGAAUACAUAGAUUACUUCGUAAAGGCAACUACGCAGAACGUGUUGGUGCUGGUGCACCUGUUUACUUGGCAGCUGUUAUGGAAUAUUUGGCUGCCGAAGUUUUAGAAUUGGCUGGAAAUGCAGCCAGAGAUAAUAAAAAGACUAGGAUUAUUCCACGGCAUUUACAACUUGCUAUCAGGAAUGACGAGGAGCUGAAUAAACUCUUAUCUGGAGUUACAAUUGCACAAGGUGGUGUUCUGCCUAAUAUUCAAGCAGUCUUAUUGCCUAAAAAAACUGAGAAGAAAGCAUAAUUUUGCUUUUCAUUCAUUUAAAAAUAACAAAUCGGUCCUUCUCAGGACCAUCAAUUUUUAUAACAAAGAACAAUC
Messenger RNA from Apis laboriosa (Himalayan honeybee), 460 nucleotides. Its product is annotated as histone H2A. Lineage: Eukaryota; Metazoa; Arthropoda; Insecta; Hymenoptera; Apidae. Gene Ontology annotation, cellular component: nucleosome. Gene Ontology annotation, molecular function: DNA binding; structural constituent of chromatin; protein heterodimerization activity. The coding region runs from base 11 to 385 and encodes 124 amino acids. The transcript has a single exon. The record is from RefSeq and is a predicted model, not a curated record.